UAACAGUGACUUGAGAUAUCUGAAUUGCAAAUGUUCAAGUCCACAAAUUAAAAGUACACCCGCCUCUGACACCAACCACUCGCAAAUGCAAAUUUCCAUUCUUCCUCUUCAAACUUCAUCCUUCAGUUUCCAUUACUCUGCACUUUGUAGCACCUCACACAACACAACAAAACCGCCACAAUCACACAGAAGCUAAACCAAACUAAGCUAAAAGCUCCAUGGUGUUGAAAGUGAAGGGAGGAACAAGGCCACCAUGGGUGGGACUUGGAGUUUCUGUGUGGGUUCAAAUUGCUGUUGGAGUUGCCUACACUUUUCCACUCUACUCUCCUUCCUUCAAAUCUGUUCUGGGUUUCAACCAGAGCCAGGUUGCACUCCUUGGUGUUGCCAAUGAUGUUGGUGAGAAUGUUGGUCUUCUUCCUGGGAUUGCCUCCAACAAGCUCCCACCUUGGCUCAUGCUUUCCAUUGGCUGUCUCUGCUCUUUCAUCGGUUUUGGUCUCAUCUGGCUCUCUAUCACCCAAACACUCUCCCUUCCUUUCUUCUUGCUAUGGAUAGCACUUGUUAUUGCUAACAACAGUUGUGCAUGGUUAACCACUGCUGUUCUUGUAACCAACAUGAGAAAUUUCCCUGUCACUAGAGGCACCGUCGCGGGAAUCCUGAAAGGUUAUGGGGGGAUCGCCGCUGCAAUUUUCACUGAAAUUUACAGGGUGGUUCUUAAAAACUCUCCUAGCAAUUUCCUCUUGUUCCUUACCGUCGGUAUUCCUGUUGUAUGCUUCAGUGUGAUGUUUUUUGUUCGACCUUGUACUCCGGCUUCUGCUGAAAAUUCUGCAGAAAAAGGGCAUUUUCUUUUUAUCCAAGUUUCAAGUGUGUUCUUGGCUGUGUAUCUACUUGCAAGAACAAUACUUGACUACACUCUCAACAUAAGUGAUGCAGUGUCAUAUGUUCUAGUGGCUGUGAUGAUUCUCAUUCUUAUGGCUCCAUUGGCUAUUCCUGUAAAGAUGACACUGUAUCCCAGAAAAGCCACUGACUCAGAAUCAGAAAAAUCUGAGCAAACAGUUGAAUCUUCAGAAUUUCUGGUUCAAGAAGGCAAAGAAGAUAAUACAAAACCCCUCUUGCCAUCUUCAUCAGCCGGCACUCUUGAAAAUUAUUAUGAUACUGAUGGCUCGUCCGAUGUGGCUAUGCUUCUUGCUGAAGGUGAGGGAGCAGUAGUUCCAGUGAGGAGGAGAAGGCCGAGACGAGGAGAAGAUUUUACAUUUGCUGAGGCUCUAGUAAAGGCCGAUUUCUGGCUACUAUUUUUUGUGUAUUUUGUUGGUAUUGGAACUGGGAUCACUGUUGUUAAUAAUCUGGCUCAAAUAGGCACUGCACAAGGUGUUGAAGAUACCACUAUCCUGCUUUCGCUUUUCAGCUUUUUCAACUUUGUGGGGAGGCUUGGUGGAGGAGUUGUUUCUGAACAUUUUGUCAAGACAAAAACAAUUCCGCGGACAUUUUGGAUGACAUGCACACAGAUAACCAUGAUCAUCAUAUACCUUCUGUUUGCCUAUGCGAUCAAGGGAACACUUUACCCUGCAAUUGCAUUUCUUGGUACCUGCUUCGGCGUGCAAUUCUCCAUACUGAUCCCCACUGUCUCGGAGCUUUUUGGUUUGAAGCACUUUGGUUUAUUUUUCAACUUCAUGUGUUUGGCGAAUCCACUCGGAGCACUCCUUUUCUCAUUUCUGCUAGCUGGGCGUGUGUACGAUAAUGAGGUGGCGAGGCAGCUUGCUCUAGGACUCAUUGAUUCAGGUGUUUCAUGUGUUGGUGCAGAUUGUUUUAAGCUCACAUUUUUUGUUCUGGCUGGUGUGAGUGCUGCUGGUGCCUUCUGCAGCAUUAUCUUGACUAUGAGAAUUAGGCCUGUUUACCAAAUGCUUUAUGCUGGUGGUUCUUUCAAGCUACCACAAACUUCAGGGCACUAAAAUGUAGUGGAGUUGAAUAAGGGAAUUAAGCAGAACAGUACUUCUCAGCUGCUAUUCUAGACAGAUCUAUUAAGCUGCUGUUUCCCUGUCUGCCAGUACUGGGAGGGACAAGAAAUUUUGGUUUCCACACGUUUUCACUCAUUGUACUUGUUUGGUAUGAUAAAGUUCAAAAUUUAGCUAUUUAACCUGGAAAAUGCUUGUUUUAGUAUGCAUAUGAGGUUGUAUUAUGACAUUGAGGACUGAUAAAUGAGAUGGUUUGAAGGGUCUGAAACGUGAUCUGUAUACAAAUGGAUGGAAUUCGAAGGGAAUUAAAUCUAUCAGAUACUUAGGAUGAUCACAUACAGCAAUAUGUGAUGAUGAUAAUGAUUAGAAUUUGGGAGGCCUAACUCAACCCAAACGGUAGCUCCAAAAGUUGAGGAUUGUCUUUCCAUAUAUAAGGGUCAUCUUGGACAUAUCUCUAAUCAAUGUUGGCAUCUCAACAAUAAUGAUACAAUUAGUGAGCUUCAUUUA
Messenger RNA from Lotus japonicus, 2456 nucleotides. Its product is annotated as protein NUCLEAR FUSION DEFECTIVE 4-like. The transcript is spliced from 3 exons. NCBI's taxonomy places the organism in Eukaryota, Viridiplantae, Streptophyta, Magnoliopsida, Fabales, Fabaceae. The coding region runs from base 219 to 1946 and encodes 575 amino acids. Gene Ontology annotation, cellular component: membrane. The record is from RefSeq and is a predicted model, not a curated record.